Dentiscutata heterogama is the source of this 476-nucleotide messenger RNA. The record is from the annotation of a GenBank genome assembly. Lineage: Eukaryota; Fungi; Glomeromycota; Glomeromycetes; Diversisporales; Gigasporaceae.
GUAGACGUGCGCUCAUAGGUAUAGGGUUUCAAGAACGUUCAGAGGCAUUCGACUUUCAAGUAACGUUACAAGAUCAUAUUAAACAUUUAAAAGCAGAGAAAGAAGCAAUCGAGCACGCCAAAACUUCUGCAUUGGUACCAAAAAAAGAUUAUAGCUUAAAAGAGGGUCAAACAAUUAGCAUUAAUCUCGGUCAUCAGAAAUCAAGACAUUCAAAGUCUCAAUCAAUUGAUCAUGUUCCAAUAUCUGAAGAAACUGGAGGCCAUAAAAGAUCACCAUCUCCAAGUAAUGAUUUUGGGGAAUUCAAAGGGUUCGAAGAUUCAUUUGACAAAAUAAACAUUGUCAACAAUGCAGAUAGCGUUAUUGAAGAUUCAAGUAAUGCCAACAAUGCAGAUAAAGUUAUUGAAGAUUCAAGUAAUGUCAACAAUACAGAUAGCGUUAUUGAAGAUUCAAGUAAUGAGAAAACAUCUAUUCAAUAA